AUGAGUGGAAUCGCAUUGAAAUUAACCUCGUUGUUGGUGAGAACGGUAGCCAAGCCGUUUGCCAAUGCCAUCAAGGCCCAGGCCAAGGAACACGAGGUAUUUCGCCAAACCUGCAUCAAGAUCGCACAGACGGUCCACUCCACCGACCUCAGGUUAAGAAUGUCGUUGUUGGGCGAAAAGAAGAUCAAGAUACGGCCAUUGAACGAUAAGAAGGCAGUGGACAGCGGAGCCACCUUUUUGUCAGAAUUGUUCAUUUUCAGCGUAGCUGGGUCAUUGAUCUUCUACGAGAGUUAUCGCAGCAGAAAGAAGGCUAGCGACCAGCACGACGCCUUGGCUGAUGACAUCUCCAUCUUACAGAACGAAAUAGAGUACUUGAAGGGCAAAUUCAAGGAGAUGAACGUCAAGUUGGAUGACUACCAAUUGCCGGACGGAUUGCGUCCCAAGGCCUCCAAGGACGCCAAAGACGCCAAAGACGCCAAAGACGCCAAAGACCCCCCACAACCCGCAUCGGAGCACCCAAAACCCACACCAGCAUAG
Suhomyces tanzawaensis NRRL Y-17324 is the source of this 537-nucleotide messenger RNA. RefSeq lists its product as uncharacterized. The transcript is spliced from 2 exons. Gene Ontology annotation, biological process: regulation of lipid metabolic process. Bases 1 to 537 code for a protein of 178 amino acids. Gene Ontology annotation, cellular component: mitochondrion. The record is from RefSeq and is a predicted model, not a curated record. NCBI's taxonomy places the organism in Eukaryota, Fungi, Ascomycota, Pichiomycetes, Serinales, Debaryomycetaceae.